This is a messenger RNA of Scomber japonicus (chub mackerel), 2889 nucleotides long. It is a transcript of the gene rnf139, whose product is annotated as ring finger protein 139. Gene Ontology annotation, cellular component: endomembrane system; endoplasmic reticulum. Gene Ontology annotation, biological process: ERAD pathway. The transcript is spliced from 7 exons. The coding region runs from base 333 to 2417 and encodes 694 amino acids. The record is from RefSeq and is a predicted model, not a curated record. Gene Ontology annotation, molecular function: ubiquitin protein ligase activity; zinc ion binding. Lineage: Eukaryota; Metazoa; Chordata; Actinopteri; Scombriformes; Scombridae.
CUUCUGGAACAGCCGAGCAACUUCUGUCCUCAAGAAAAAAAGGCAGAAAAGGAGCAAAACUAACCGAAACGGAGCUAAUAAUGGACACUUAAUCGACAUAUCGGGUGUUUAAUAUUUCCCGGGUGUUGUCUGCUGGCGGCUGGAGGCGGAAACAACGCGAUUAAAAGAAGAAGAAGAAGCAGCAACAGGAGGUUAACAUGGCGGACGACAGCAGGCUCCCAACUGACUAAUAACAAACAACACAACGCCUUUUAGUCUUAUUAUCUUCUGUUACGCGUUUCAUGGAUAACCGGAGCUCCGCCGCACCGGGACGCCGUCGCCAGUGAGGCCGCAUGGCGUCCACCCAAACCCGGCUUGGCCAGCAGGCCGUGGCGCUGCUGGAUGUGGCUCUCAGAGUGCCCUGCAUCUUUAUUAUAGACGCCAUCUUUAACUCCUACUACGACCCCGGCUCAGGAUGGGCUGCUGCCAUGUGGAAGGUGCUGCUCCGGGUCACGGGAGUCCUCGUCUCCACGGUGGUGCUGCUUCUCUCCCAGAAAGCCUUGUUUAAGUUCUACACCCUCUUCUUCGCCGUCAUGCUCGGCGUGGUGGCGGUCCUCAUCAACUACUACGCCACCUCACACAUAGACUUCUACAGCGCCUACUACAAGGCGGCGCUGGGCUUCCGGCUGCUGCCCCGGAACGGACCCACGCUGUGGCUCGGCAUGGCGGCCGUCCAGCUGAUGUUCGGCGUGGGCUACGUGUUCCUGCUCAACCUGCAGUCGGUGCUGGCGGCGCUGGUGGUGCUGGACAUCAUGAUCCCUCUGUGGGGGCUGAUGAUCGAGCUGCCGGUGGACGUGAGGCAGCUGGUGGCGGUGUUCUCGGGUCUGGCGUUGGCCCUGAACACGGCCGUGUGUCUCGCCGUGAGGCUGAAGUGGUUCUACUACUCGUGCCGCUACGUGUACCUGCUGGUGAGGCACAUGUACCGGAUCUACGGGCUGCAGCUGCUGCUGGAGGACACGUGGAAGAGGAUCCGGUUCCCCGACGUGCUGCGCGUGUUCUGGCUGACGCGGGUCACGGCGCAGGCGCUGAUCCUGGUCUACGUGGUGCGGGCGGUGAGGAGGGAGAGCGGAGACGCAACGGGGGGAGCGACGGACGGCGGCUCGGACGCUCAGGGCUACCUGCUGAGCUGGGACGUGUUCUGGGAUCUGACCAGUAACCUGAUCAUCUCGGGCUGCGACUCCACGCUCACCGUGCUGGGGAUGAGCGCCGUCAUCUCCUCGGUGGCUCACUACCUCGGCCUCAGCAUCCUCGCCUUCAUCGGUUCUACGGAGGAAGAAGAUAAACGUUUAGGGUUCGUGGCUCCGGUUCUGUUCUUCAUCCUCGCUCUGCAGACCGGACUCAGCAGCCUUCAUCCUGACGAGCGUCUUCGUAACAUGUGCCUUCUCCUGACGGCCAUCCUCCACUUCAUCCACGGCAUGACCGACCCCGUCCUGAUGUCCCUCAGCGCCUCUCACGUCUCCUCUGUCCGCCGCCACGUCCCCGUGCUGCUGGUGUCUCUGGCGCUCUUCGUGCUCCCCGUGGCGCUCAGCUACGCUCUCUGGCAUCACUACGCUCUCAACACGUGGCUGUUCGCCGUCACCGCCUUCUGCGUCGAGCUCUGCCUCAAGGUUGUCGUGUCCUUGACGGUCUACGGUCUCUUCAUGGCCGACGGUUUCUCCAACGUCUUGUGGGAGAAGCUGGACGACUACGUCUACUACGUCCGCUCCACGGGGAACAUCAUCGAGUUCCUGUUCGGCGUCAUCAUGUUCGGCAACGGCGCCUACACCAUGAUGUUCGAGUCGGGCAGCAAGAUCCGCGCCUGCAUGAUGUGCCUCCACGCCUACUUCAACAUCUACCUGCAGGCCAAGAACGGCUGGAAGACCUUCAUCAACCGCCGCACCGCCGUCAAGAAGAUCAACUCUCUGCCCGAAGUCCGCGGCGACCAGCUGAGCGACAUCGAGGACGUCUGCGCCAUCUGCUACCAGGAGUUCGCCACGUCGGCCCGCAUCACGCCGUGCCACCACUACUUCCACGCGCUGUGCCUGAGGAAGUGGCUCUACAUCCAGGACACGUGCCCCAUGUGCCACCAGCGGGUCUACGUGGAGGAGGAGAGCCGAGACCGAGCCGCCUUCUCCAACAACAACGGGGGCUACGCCGCUCCGCCGGACCCCGACGCCCCGCCCGCCGCAGACGGGGAGGACCAGCUGGUGGAUGACCCCCCUGGUGACGGAGCGGUGGGGGGGGUAGGGGCGGCGGCGGCGGAGGGAGAGCUUGAUAACGAACUACUGGAGGAUAACGACAGCAUAGAGUACGAUGAAGACGAGUGGGGGACGCAAAACGGAGGGACGCCGAUAGAAGAAGAUUAUAUCAACGAUGACACAGACUCCACAGAGGACUGAGAAUAAUACAAACUAAUGAGAUCUAUAGAAGAAUAUACAUAUAUAUCUUUAUUAUAUUUAAGUUAAAAAACAAAAAAAAGAAUUAUAAAACAGAAAUUCAGCGACUUUAAUUUUGUUCUUGAACAAUGUCAGGGAUGUCUUUCUCUUCUUUUCUCGUUAGUUUCUUUUUUGUUUAGUUUUUCUUUUUUUUUUGAGUUUGGGUUUUUACUCUAUAAGGGCUCAAGGAAAGAGUAACUGCUGCUCUCAUUCUCUGUGUGUGUGUGUGUGUGUGUGUGUGUGUGUGUGUGUGUGUGUGUGUGUGUGUGUGUGUGUGUGUGUGUGUGUGUGUGUGUGUGUGUGUUUUGGGGCUGCAUGAUGUCGACCAUAAACAUCCUCAUUUUUUCUUUUUCUCUUUAUCACAGAUUUUUUUUGUCGGCUCAGCUGUUUCUCAUCUAAUUAUUUAUUUCCCCACAUCGCCAAAAAAAAAAGAAAA